UUGAUCGCCGUUGUCCCCGUCCUCGAUGGCUCGAACUGGUCACUCUGGUCACAACAGAUGAAGGCGUACCUGAUGUCCCAAGGCCUUUGGGGACACUGUGACGGUACAAUUACUAUGCCUGCCCCUGUUGUAACCACCUACAAGGAUGGCAGCACCAGUGAAGAUACCUCUGCACGAGACGCCUGGAGACUGGAUGAUACCAAGACAAUCGGUACUAUUUGUCUUCGAUGCUCCCCUGCCAUUGCCACCCUUAUUCAAAACAAGACGACGGCUAAAGAAACUUGGAACGAGCUUGAUGACACAUACGCUGCGUGGGGCCACUUUAACGCUUUGGCUUCUGAGAAACAGACCAUCCCUGAUUGUCUCCAGGGACUGAUCUGUCUCAAUGCGCUCCCUCCUCGGUAUGACUCCCUCGUUCAAGUCUUAGUCCAAGGAUCGACAUCGACUAUGGACAUUGACAAAGUCCAGGAGGCUGUUGUCACUGCCUGGGAGCAA
Messenger RNA from Gloeophyllum trabeum ATCC 11539, 495 nucleotides. RefSeq lists its product as uncharacterized. Lineage: Eukaryota; Fungi; Basidiomycota; Agaricomycetes; Gloeophyllales; Gloeophyllaceae. The record is from RefSeq and is a predicted model, not a curated record. The annotation marks the transcript as partial. The transcript has 3 exons.